Molecule: messenger RNA, 589 nt
Organism: Myotis davidii
Lineage: Eukaryota; Metazoa; Chordata; Mammalia; Chiroptera; Vespertilionidae
Gene: EGFL8
Product: EGF like domain multiple 8
Exons: 5
Coding region: 113-589 (158 amino acids)
Molecular function (GO): protein binding
Source: RefSeq, a predicted model, not a curated record
CUCCUCUCCGCAGCCAGCCUGCCCACCAGUCGAGCGGCUGCUGCUGAGGCUGGUGGGCCCGACUCUCCCAGAGAGAGGGAAAGGCAGGCGGCAGUCUGGCGUCAGGAGCGACAUGGGGUCCCGGGCUGAGCUGUGCACCCUCCUAAGCGGCCUCUCACUCCUCCUCCUCCUGACGUCCGGCCACGGGUCCAAGGGUGGAUCCCCCAGAGAGAGUCAGGGGGUCUGCUCCCAGCAGACGCUGCUGGUCCCGCUCCGUUACAACGAGUCCUACAGCCAACCCGUGUACAAGCCCUACCUGACCCUGUGCCCGGGCAGGCGCAUCUGCAGCACCUACAGGACCACAUACCGCGUGGCGUGGCGGGAGGUGAGGCGGGAGGUGCGGCAGACGCACGCCGUGUGCUGCCAGGGAUGGAAGAAGCGGCACCCGGGGGCGCUCACCUGUGAGGAAGGGCGGAGGGGAUGGGCGGGCCGCCCGGGAACAGGGGAGCAGAAAUGUGAAGACCAAACUGGCAUCCAGGGGUUGCUCAGUCCUGGGCACCUGGGCCCGGCAGGAAUGAGACCUCGGAGUGAGAAGAGUCCGCCCCCCUGA